AAAACUCAUAAAAUUGUUAAGGUUUCAAUUUAAAUCUAAAAUCAAUUGUUUAAUUAUGUUAAGCAGUAAAGGAUUGUUAAGUAUUUAUACUUCGAGACAUUUAAAACUAUUUAAUCGAUUAUUGUCAACAAAAGUUGCUAAAGAAUUAAAAUUACCAAAGAGAAAAAGCACUGUAACAGAAAAAGAAGUGUAUAAAUAUUUUAAUUAUCCAGAAAGAAAAUUGGCUCACAGCUUUCCUGAGACAUUUUUUGUAAAGAAAAGAGGAAAAACUCCAGAUAACUUUUAUAUAGCCAGCAAUGUAGCAGCAUCAACAAUAGCAGAUUCAAUAAAAAAAGACUUGCCAGCUGACAAAUUAAUUAUGGAAAUUAAUCCAGGAAUUGGAUUAUUAACGGAGAAGUUAAUUACAGAAACUCACAAUGAUUUAUUCCUUUAUGAAGCUCAUGAACAACUUUUUGAUAAACUGGCUAUAAUAUUACACAAAAGUCAGCACCGGAAGAUAUCACUUAAACAGUGUGACUUUAUUGGACUUUGGAAAAUGGGAUAUUUAGAUAAACUAGACGAUGGAAACCGCGUAGAACUAUUAUUUGAUAAAAUUCAAAGAAAGGAGUUUGAUGACGAUACUUGUGCUCGAUUGUUUGCAUGCAUUGGGUCUGCAAAGUUUUUCAAAGAUUUCAUUAAUUCCAUCAUCUUUCAAAUUGGAUUUUCAGCUGUCGGUCGGUUCGAAAUGUUUCUCUGUCUUCCUCCUCCUAUUUUCAUCCAACUAGCUGCGUCACCUUUAGCAGGCUACUUCCUCUAUCGCCCAACAUCUGUUUUAUUUCAACUUCUUUUUGAAUAUGAAUUCAUAACGAAAAUUGAUAGACGACAGUUUCUGCCUUGGAGAGCAACGCCAACUAAUUCGCCCAAAGUAGGAAAAAUCUUACUUACUGACUUUGACUAUAUGUACUUAAUUAGAGUUGUUCCAAGAAAAAAUCUCUUUCAAUAUUGUACACCCAAUCAUUUACCAGCUCUUUGGUUUUAUGUAAAACAGCAUUUAUCGAGUAGAAAAAAACAAGUUAUACCGACAUUAGAACGAUGGAUUCCUGGCUGUGGACCAAGAUUAAUUGUAAAUGCAAAGCCAAUUAAAAAACCAGAAACACUUUUUCCGUGCAAUGAAGCGACUAGUCUACCAUCGUUUGUAGCUCCUUCUACUUCAUUAACGGUUAAUGACUUUGUUGACAAUAUCAAUAUCUUCACGCAGUUUGGAAACUUAACGCCAACACAAAUUUUAACAACAUUUAAUGAGUUUAUAAAUUGGCCAGAGUAUGAGAGCUGUGCCUUUGUUGAUGUUUUAGAAAAGGCACUAAUGAAAAUGCAUACACGACCAGAAGAUGCAGAUGAUGUUCUAAGUGACGACGAUAGCGAAGAAGAUCCAAAGAAUUUUAAAGAAGGAAGUUAGAAAACUAUUAAAUAGAGAUUCACAAUUGAAAUAAAAAAUUGGUGUGAAUAUGAUAAAAUUAAAGUCACUUUAUAUUUUAUUUUUAAAAAUCUUUGAUUAAGAAAAUUAAGUUACUCUAUCGUAGAUAUACAUUUGUCUUCUUGUGAUCUUUUUCCAGCAAACAAACAGUACGAUCCUUUCUCAUCAACGGGAACUGAAGUGUAGUUGAGAGGAGUCGCUGAAAUUUCUUCUUCACCAAAACGAUUGCCAAAAUUAAUGGUGCAUGUUAAUUGUAAUGUCGAUGAAUCUACUUGAACAAUUAAAUGUUUUGGACAACCUCCGUUUUCAUUUAAAUUCACACAUCGUCCUUUAAAGUAAACUUUCUUUCCAAUACAUUGGUUUCUCAUGCAUUUCGGAGAAGCCUUUUUAGGUGGUAAAACCAGAA
Chironomus riparius is the source of this 1859-nucleotide messenger RNA. The record is from the annotation of a GenBank genome assembly. Lineage: Eukaryota; Metazoa; Arthropoda; Insecta; Diptera; Chironomidae.